Molecule: messenger RNA, 1131 nt
Organism: Cuculus canorus (common cuckoo)
Lineage: Eukaryota; Metazoa; Chordata; Aves; Cuculiformes; Cuculidae
Gene: MNX1
Product: motor neuron and pancreas homeobox 1
Exons: 3
Coding region: 1-1032 (343 amino acids)
Biological process (GO): endocrine pancreas development; central nervous system development; regulation of DNA-templated transcription
Cellular component (GO): nucleus
Molecular function (GO): DNA-binding transcription factor activity, RNA polymerase II-specific; sequence-specific double-stranded DNA binding
Source: RefSeq, a predicted model, not a curated record
AUGGAAAAAUCCAAAAAUUUCCGUAUCGACGCGCUGCUGGCUGUCGACCCUCCGAAGGCGGCGGCGGGGCAGAGCGCGCCGCUAGCCCUGGUCACCUCGCUGGGAGGCGGCGGCAGCCCCCCAUCCUCCUCUUCCUCCUCUUCGCCCUCCUCCUCCUCCGAGCAUCCCUCCGGCGGCGCCGCCGACAGCCCGUCCCCGCCGCGGCUGCUGGCCGCGCACUGCGCGCUGGUGCCCAAGCCCGGGUUCCUGCCCGCGGCCGGAGCCGCCCCGCACCCCGCGGCCCUGGGGCUGCACCCCGCGGCGCCCGCAGCACAGGCGGCUCUCUACGGGCACCCCGUGUACGGCUACUCGGCGCUGGGCGGCCAGCACCCGGCUCUCUCCUAUUCCUACUCGCAAGUGCAGGGAGCCCACCCGUCCCACCCCGCAGCAGACCCCAUCAAGCUGAGCGCCGGCACCUUCCAGCUGGACCAGUGGCUGCGAGCUUCCACCGCCGGCAUGAUCCUGCCCAAAAUGCCCGAUUUCAACUCCCAGGCGCAGUCCAACCUGCUGGGGAAAUGCCGCCGGCCCCGCACGGCUUUCACCAGUCAGCAGCUCCUGGAGCUGGAGCACCAGUUCAAGCUCAACAAGUACCUCUCCCGGCCCAAGCGGUUCGAGGUGGCCACGUCGCUGAUGCUCACCGAGACCCAGGUGAAGAUCUGGUUCCAGAACCGACGCAUGAAGUGGAAGCGCAGCAAGAAGGCGAAGGAGCAGGCGACGCAGGAGGCCGAGAAGCAGAAAGGGGGUGGCGGGGAGGAUAAGGGGGAGGAGGACCUGCUGCUGCCAGCCCCGGAGAAGAGCAGCGGCAGGAGGAUGCGGGAGCUGCCCGACAGCGAGCCCGAAGAGGAGGAAGAGGAGGAGGAGGAGGAAGAGGAGGCGGCGGCGGCGGCGGCGGCCGGGCGAUGCUGCCCUUACCACUCCUCCGACUGCUCCGAGGCGGAGGAGGAGGACACGCAGCCCCGGGGCCGGCACGGAGCCCCGGCGCAGCCCCAGUGACUCCCCCGCUCCCUCCGCCCCGGGGGGGAGCCCCGCUCCCCGCCGCCUUCCGAUUUCUGCCCGAUUGGAGGGGGACGGAGAAGAGGAAUCCUCCGCAUG